AUGAAGGCCUCCGCAGGAGCAGCAGCAGGGGAAGCAGCAGAAGAACAAGAAUUUCCGUCGAGGCGCGAGAUGACGCCCAUGGGGUGGGCGCAACUACCGCGAUCGCCUCUGCUGCGUAUUCUUCUAACUCUAGAAAUCACAACAGCACGGGCGGGAGCGGAGGAGGGGUUGCGUUCCUCAACGGGAACAAGGACGACCACGCGAGCGACGAUGGCGGCGGGAUUAACGGAGGGGGGAUCGUGGGGGGAGGGGGGGGGGGGGGCGGCGAAAAGGGGGACUCGGGGCCGGGGGGACGCCGGGGAGGGGAGCGAGGGGGACGGUGGCGAGGAAUACGAUUUCGUCGCGAAGGGGCGAAGGAGAAAAAGGAUCUUCCGGAAGGUGGAGAGAGCGGUCAGGAGGGGGAAGAUCCCGAAGGAGUGCUCGAGCGAUUACGCGAAGCUCCUGACGUCGCCGUUGAUGUCUCUCCUCUGCAAGAACAGCGGCUGGAGAGCGCGUCUCCUGGGAGACACCACGUUCAUGACGAAGCUGGCCAUCGAGAUGGUCACCGGCACCGCGGCUCAGUUCCUGGCGGAGUACCAGAAGAGGGGCAAGAAGUUCAUGCAGGAGCUCGACUUCGUGGCAGCGGACACCUUGACGUGCCUCUUCGCCAACUUCGCCGCGGUGUGGCUGUCGUGCCCCACCGUGGCCGUCAAGGCCGUGUGUAAGAAGGAGGCGGCGAAGGCGGGCGGGACGUUGCAGAAAUUCCUGGCCGCGUGCCCUUCGAACGCGUUCCAAAAAGUGGUGGCAGAAGGAGGGGUUUCUAAGACCUUCAGCGUCGCCGAGAGGGGAGCGGCCCUCCUGGUCCCCAUGCCCAAGCUCUUCGUGAUCGGCUUCGGAGCCACGCUAGCGGGGUACGGCCUGAUCGCCGGCCUGGAGACCUUCUCGGCCUGGAGAACCGCCGCCGCCGCGGCACCGCCGGUGGUGGUAGAGAGGGGCGCCGCGAAAUCGAAGAGGGGUCUCAAGAGAGCGCAGAAGGCUCGGGCGGCGGCUCUUGCGGAAGAGGCGCAGAAGCCCCCGGUGCCGGUGCUGGGGUCCGGGUUGGCGGUGGGGAUGUUCCUGGCCGUGUGGACAAAUUUACGUUAUCAGUUCAUCGCGGGCGCCGUGGAGCAGAGGAUUUUCGACACCAUGCUGGCGAAAAACCCGGGGCUGAGCAGCCUCGCCUCGACGGCCGUGCGGUCGGCGAAUCUCUACGUGGGGUCCCUGACCAUCGUGGACGGGUUACGUUACGUGGGGGUACAGCAUUAA
Ectocarpus siliculosus is the source of this 1284-nucleotide messenger RNA. Lineage: Eukaryota; Phaeophyceae; Ectocarpales; Ectocarpaceae. The record is from the annotation of a GenBank genome assembly.